UGUCUUCCCGGAACGCGCACAAUGAUUCAAGACGAGAUUGUGGAAUGGGCAUCGUCGGGUACAGAUCAGAACAUUUUUUGGUUGCAUGGUGUCGCGGGUUCCGGCAAAAGUACCGUUAGUAUGACAAUUGCAGAACACUUCCGUGCUAUAUCUCGCCUUGGUGCCCAUCUAUUUUUUCGACGCGGAACUAGUGAGCCUGGCACAGUCGUCCGCACCCUCAGCUAUAAACUCGCAUCAUUUGACUCCUCCAUCGCAAAGCACGUUAUCGAAGCUAUUGAAGAGGAUAACGAUAUUGCUCUGGCCUCAGCAGCGAUGCAGUUCGAAAAACUUUUGGGUGAGCCCCUUAUUCGUGCCGGGGACGCUAUGGGGGGACCUGUCGUUAUUGUUCUCGACGCUUUGGAUGAAUGCGGAACAGCUAGCAGUCGGGCAAACCUGUUAGGACUCUUCCGCAAUAGGCUUCCUACCCUCCCCAAGAAUUUCAGGUUUUUCAUCACGAGCAGACAGGAACUGGACAUUGACCGAAUGUUUUCUGCCAUACCCGAAAGCAUUCGUGCAGUCAAACUGGAACACGACUCUGCAGAUUGCAAGGACGACGUUCGCUUGUAUAUUGACUACGAGCUGUGUAAGAUAUUCGCGAAGAAUGCGGUAAAUGUCACGGAAGAUUGGCAGCUGAAUAUAGCCCGCCUUGGAGAUGCGGCUGAUGGACUGUUCAUUUGGGCAUCUACAGCCGUGAAACUCGUA
Fomitiporia mediterranea MF3/22 is the source of this 741-nucleotide messenger RNA. RefSeq lists its product as uncharacterized. The annotation marks the transcript as partial. Lineage: Eukaryota; Fungi; Basidiomycota; Agaricomycetes; Hymenochaetales; Hymenochaetaceae. The record is from RefSeq and is a predicted model, not a curated record. The transcript has a single exon.